AGAAGCAAGUCUUGCGGGGAGGAAGGCGCCGCUGCUCCCUCCGGCUGCUGCCUUGCAGACCGCCACCCCAGCCGGCGUCCGGAUUCCGGGGGGCCCAUGGAGCACACGCACGCACACCUCCCCGCUGCCAACAGCUCGCUCUUCUGGUCCGCCAGCUCGGCCUGCGGCUUGGGCUUCGUGCCCGUGGUCUACUACAGCCUCUUGCUGUGCCUCGGUUUACCAGCAAACAUCUUGACGGUGAUCAUCCUCUCUCAGCUGGUGGCUAGAAGACAGAAGUCCUCCUACAACUAUCUCUUGGCACUUGCUGCUGCUGACAUCCUGGUCCUCUUUUUCAUUGUGUUUGUGGACUUCCUACUAGAAGAUUUCAUCCUGAACGUGCAGAUGCCUCCGAUUCCUGACAAGAUCAUAGAAGUGCUGGAGUUCUCUUCCAUCCACACCUCCAUUUGGAUUACGGUCCCCUUAACCAUUGACAGGUAUAUUGCUGUCUGCCACCCUCUCAAGUACCACACGGUCUCUUACCCAGCCCGCACCCGGAAAGUCAUUGUCAGUGUUUACAUCACCUGCUUCCUGACGAGCCUCCCCUACUACUGGUGGCCCAACAUCUGGACUGAAGACUACAUCAGCACCUCCCUUCAUCAUGUCCUGGUCUGGGUCCACUGCUUCACGGUGUACCUGGUGCCCUGUUCCAUCUUCUUCAUCUUGAACUCCAUCAUUGUGUACAAGCUAAGGAGGAAGAGCAAUUUCCGUCUCCGGGGCUACUCCACAGGCAAGACCACUGCCAUCUUGUUCACCAUCACCUCCAUCUUUGCCACCCUUUGGGCGCCUCGAAUCAUCGUGAUUCUCUACCACCUCUAUGGGGCACCCAUCCAGAACCGCUGGCUGGUGCACAUUAUGUCUGACAUUGCCAACAUGCUGGCCCUUCUGAACACAGCCAUCAACUUCUUCCUCUACUGCUUCAUCAGUAAGAGGUUCCGCACCAUGGCAGCUGCCACCCUCAAGGCCUUCUUCAAGUGCCAGAAGCAGCCUGUACAGUUCUACACCAAUCACAACUUUUCCAUAACUAGUAGCCCCUGGAUCUCACCAGCAAACUCACACUGUAUCAAGAUGCUGGUGUACCAGUAUGACAAAAAUGGAAAGCCUAUAAAGGUAUCCCCGUGACCCCAAGGGCUGGGCACCUAGUGCCUCUGUGUUAUUCACUUCCAGAUGGGAGGGCUUCCUAUCCUGUGGCUCAACAGCUCUUCUUAAGAGAGCUCACCUCAUUUCCUAUCUCCACAGAGUGAGCAACUCUCAAACUGGUAGAUGACAAAAAAUAGAAGAGAAGAAAGGAAAGCAUGAAUCUUGUUUUUAUUUAUGUAUUCCUUUUCACAAAAUCAUGCUGACAACAAAAGUUCCUACCAGUUGGAAGAUGCCGUUGGAGGUCCUAAGUGUCAUCAUCCUGUGACCAGUAAGAACACCCAGUAGAGGAACAGUCUGUGACUUUGCACCUGGCCCAUCCACAAUCACGGGGAACUGCUCAUUUAUGUGACUGACACACCAAGUCACAGCAGCACGUAGCUGAAGCCACACUCUUCUUCCAAGAGCUGAGGUGAUCUGUCGCUUCCCUGUGCCAUUCCCAGCAGCUCACAAUGCUGAGUGAUCAGGGAUUUUUCCAAGGUGCCCUUUGUCCUAGAAGGAGUGGUGGCCUUGACGCGACCCUGGCACCCCUGGCUGCACAAACACAUAAUGGGGAAAGGGGAGUAUUGCAUCUCACCCAAACACUGGCCAGAGCUUCUGCAGGGAGGCUCCAUACCAAUGUAACUAUGACCUGAGGUCUAAAAUGUGGUUUUGUAUUUGCCAUAAUGUAUAGAUUUUAUCUAUCGCCUCCCAAACAAAGACCCUGCCUGGUGCAUGGGAAAGGAGGAAUUAUUGAGCCCAGAAAAACAAAAAAUAAGCCCACUCUUGCCAUUGUUUUAGUCCAUCUCUGUGUCGGCUGUAUACAACCCCAUAUACAAAAUUGCUUCUGUUGUGGUACCACACAGCUUCCUAGAGAAGCCUUUUAUGUGUAGAAUCGCCAACCCUGCCUCCUUGCUUGCUGAAGCCCUUUGUUUUAUUUGAAGUGACUUCCUAACUGAAUGUAAUAUUCAAGGGUCAGGAAUGUUAGCUCUCUGGGUAUGAAAGGAGACGUUCUCAGUUCCCGUCCACAGUCCAGCUGGCAUUGCCACGAGACCACAAAUGCAGGCACAACUGACACGGAAAGGUGUGAGUGCUGCCAUGCUGGAAGACAGUGCCAGUUUUUGGUGAAAGAGUUUAACCCGGACCCUUUGCAAAAUGAUAAAACAUAAAUGUAUUUAUUUUCCCUUUUUGCUUUUCCAAGGCAAGAACAGUUUGAGGAUGCAAUUAACAGGAGCUUCGUUGGGAAUUUCCAUUUAUGUGUGCACAUGCACACAUACACACGCACACAUGUAUACUUGAUUUGGUGAGGCCCCUCUAUGUCCGGUAAUGUAUUAUAAGAGGGAACUUCAUGCUGGAGCUCCUCUUGCUUUGCUUUUUUUUUUUUUAACUUCUCUCCCAGAUUCUCAGUAUGUGAACUUAUCCCCGUAUUGGAAGAAAUUUUCCAAACUGAUUUGGGGGUUGCGUGUUAUUUUUGGUGGCCAAAUAAAAAGCUGAUGGUCCAACUGGGACACUUGUUUCCUUAAGCCUAAUAUUUACUGCAUUUUGUCUCCAAAUCGGAAGAUAUGUCUUUAUUCUUUUUACAGGAGUUUGCAAUAAGUGAAUAGGGUAGAAAAGACCUCAGGGCAGCACAAGCCCUAAACUUCAGCCAAUACUAACUCAAUAUAAUUCUGUGUCCCAUUAGUCCUGAUGAUCCUAAAUCCUACUUGUUUACUGCACUAGAAGGUUAGAUUCUAAAGUUAGUGCAAAAGAAAAACUCUGGCAGAGCCAAAGUUGUCUGCGCAAAGUAUUCAGUGAACAGUCUUGUGGAAGAUCAACUACUACCCCUUUAAAAACUGGGGAUGGCUAAAUUUGUCUCCUGCAUUGGAAAAGGCUCACUGAAGACAAGACUCACUGGACUUGUGUUUGAGGGCUGUGCUGUAUGAUCUAACGUGUCUGAGAACGUCAGGACCACCCUGGUACAGUAAGACGCUCCCACUAAAAGAAGGGCACAGAAGUUGUUUGACUGAGGGCCAUAGACUUCUGCUUCCUGUCUGACUUACUCCCCAGGGUGUAGGCUCAUUGAGGGAAAUGGCAAGUAGAGUCCCCUAUAUCCCUUAAACUGCAGAUCUCUCUCAGUCUCUUUUUUUGCCAAGCAUGUGUUGCUGAAUGUGUGUCCAUUACCUAAGUGUAUGGCGUGAUUCCACCACACCCCUUUAUAACUGAACAUUGACCAAAGGCUACCUAUACUGAAUAUAUAUAUAUAUAUAUUUAUUUAUUUAUUUAUUUAUUUUUAAAAUACAUAGCUCUGAAUAAUGCUAGUAUGAGCUCUACAUGAAUGAGUCAGAGUGCAAUAUCUAUCGAAGUUAAGCAAUUCCUUUUUGAGGAUGUACAUUAAGAAGGAAAAUAGCCUGUGAAUCUUAACACUCUUUGUUCCAGUUUUACCUGUAUAUGUAAAAUUAAUUGUUGGUUUUUAAAACUGGAUGGGCAUUGGGAGUGUUGGCUUCAGACAUUCAUUUAUUCCUUCUUUCACCUAUAACAGUUCUACCAAGUAGUGUCAUGAUCUCUUUUUCUUUCUGAGUCUAUUUUCUAUUUUGCUAAAUGAUAUUUUAAAAGUUCUGAUUCUUGAAAGCACUCUGGUGAGUUGCCAUCUUCUGCUGAAAAUACCUAUGAAUGCCCAGAGGGUUUGGCUGAUACAUGUGUCCUGAAAAUAUGUGAUAUCAUCUAAGGUUGUUUUGUUUUUUUGUUUUGUUUUGUUUUUUGUACCGGGCAUUGAACUCGGG
Fukomys damarensis (Damara mole-rat) is the source of this 3911-nucleotide messenger RNA. It is a transcript of the gene Gpr139, whose product is annotated as G protein-coupled receptor 139. Bases 97 to 1158 code for a protein of 353 amino acids. Gene Ontology annotation, molecular function: neuropeptide receptor activity. Gene Ontology annotation, cellular component: membrane. The record is from RefSeq and is a predicted model, not a curated record. NCBI's taxonomy places the organism in Eukaryota, Metazoa, Chordata, Mammalia, Rodentia, Bathyergidae. Gene Ontology annotation, biological process: G protein-coupled receptor signaling pathway. The transcript is spliced from 2 exons.